Molecule: messenger RNA, 1069 nt
Organism: Camelina sativa (false flax)
Lineage: Eukaryota; Viridiplantae; Streptophyta; Magnoliopsida; Brassicales; Brassicaceae
Biological process (GO): RNA splicing
Cellular component (GO): precatalytic spliceosome
Source: RefSeq, a predicted model, not a curated record
AAAAAACCAAUUUAACGAAAGAACAAAAACAAUUGGGGGCCUUCGUAUCAGAGGAGUGAGAGAAUCUCUCGGUGGAAAUUGGUUUAAAUUUUAAAACCCUUAAACACAGCCACCGUUCUCAGCCGCAUCACAUCCAUGUCAGAGCGCGACCGCCGCGAACGAGAGAGGGACAGGGACCGUGAACGCGACCGUGAUAGACGCCGAGAUAGAGACAGCCGCGACCGUGACCGUGACCGUGAAAGAGAUAGAGACAAUCGUGACCGUGAACGUGACCGAGGGCUUAGGAGCAAGAAGUCCCGAUCUCGUACUCCAGACCACCACGCACGUCCUCGCCACGUGCGUUCUCCGGAGAGGUAUCGCUCUCGUUCCCGCUCGAUUGACCGUGACCGUGACCGUCAGCGACACCACAGGCGCAGGACUCCCACCCCAGAUGCGCCGUCGCGGAAACGGCCUCGCCAGGGUUCAGUAGACGACGAGAAGGAAAGGAUCCGCAAACGAGCUGUGUCUGAUUUCGUUGACGAGAUUGCGAAAGAGCCUUCUUCUGCUACUAAGAAGAAGGAUAAACAAACAAGCGAUGCUGCUGAUAACGGCGGAGGCGGAGGGGAAGCUGAGGAAGGAAUGGAUGCGAAUGAGAUUGAGAUGAUGAAGAUGUUAGGGAUCCCUACUGGGUUCGAUUCUACUAAAGGGAAACCAGUUGCUGGUGCUGAUGUUAGUGGGAUUAGAGCUGUAACUAAGCGUCAGCCAAGACAGUACAUGAACCGUCGCGGUGGAUUUAACCGUCCUUUGCCUGCUGAGCGUAACCGCUAGUCUUCUCUCAAGGUCCUUCACACACUGUCUUUAAACACUAGUCGAAAGAAUUGAAUGAGGGUUCGAGCUGCACUUCCCAGCAGCAAUUCUUCCCCAGACUGUUCUAAUGUCCCCGGAGAACCAAACAUGUACUCUUUUGAAAUUAGAAACAACUCAUGAGUUAUAUCGCAUUUUCGGGAUUUAGAAUUGUUAAUGAUUGUGUGUAAUCUCCCAACUCUUAACUUUCAGACUAUGAUUCAGUUGAUGUCAUGCCUAUUCGUUU